This is a messenger RNA of Papilio machaon (common yellow swallowtail), 1521 nucleotides long. RefSeq names its product carbohydrate sulfotransferase 4. The record is from RefSeq and is a predicted model, not a curated record. The transcript has 5 exons. Gene Ontology annotation, biological process: sulfur compound metabolic process; N-acetylglucosamine metabolic process. Gene Ontology annotation, molecular function: N-acetylglucosamine 6-O-sulfotransferase activity. NCBI's taxonomy places the organism in Eukaryota, Metazoa, Arthropoda, Insecta, Lepidoptera, Papilionidae. Bases 28 to 1257 code for a protein of 409 amino acids.
UAAAAUUUAAUAAUUUUUUUGUUAGUAAUGUUGCGGCGAGUAAAUUUUUAUUCAAUAUGUAUCGCGUUUGGUCUCAGUGUUCUAUUAAUUCUUGCUGGAAGUCGAUAUACAGAUAACACAAAUUACCGUCCGUCCUCUGAAAAUAGAAGAAAUAUUAAAAAUAUUCAGAAAGUUGAAGAUGGGGAAGAGUUACUCCAGCCACUACCAACGAAUCCAGACGACGGUUCUCCAGAUAUUGAAAAAAUUAUUGAAAAAACAAGGUCAAAAAUUAAAUUUGAGUUGUGGAAUUAUAACUACACUGCAUCUGGAGUUAAUAAUCUUGAAAAUCUUCUAAUGGAAUCUGGCGGCCGACCAAUAAGAAGUCUAAUAAUUUCCACUUGGAGAUCAGGCACAACCUUUCUCGGUGAGAUUUUAAAUGCAAUGCCGGGAAAUUUUUAUCAUUAUGAGCCGCUUUUGAAAUAUAAAAUUAUACAAAUAAGGGGUCCUCCACAUGCUGAUAAAGCUUUAAAAACAAUAAAAAAUAUGCUUAGGUGUAAUUUUGAUGGAAUGGAAGAUUAUUUCGAGUAUGGAAAAGGGCAUUUGCACCAAUUUAGUCACAACGGUAGAUUAUGGGACCACUGUAAAUAUAAGAAAGAAUUGUGUUUUGAUUCUGAAUUUACUGCAAGAUUUUGUAAGCAGUUCCCCUUCCAAAGUAUGAAAGUUGUUCGUGUCAGAUUACGUCUUAUUCAAGAGAUAUUGCAGGAUAAAGAGCUUAAUGUAAAAGUGAUAUUGUUAAUCCGUGACCCGCGCGGGGUGAUGCAGUCGCGGCAGCACCGCAACUUCUGUCAGCCGGCGCCCGAUUGUUGGCAGCCGGAGUUACUUUGUGCAGACAUGAUCAGCGACUAUGUUGCUGCAGGCAGGCUGCUGAACCAGUACCCAGACAGACUCAUGGUUUUGCGUUACGAGGAUCUAGCGUUGAAUCCAAACGCGACCACGUACAAACUGUUCAAGUUCCUUGGCUUGAGCGUGACGCCGUCGGUAACAGAGUUCCUACGAUCUCACACCAGUGUGGAAGUAGCCGGCGUCAGUUCGACCUUCCGAGUCUCGAGAGAUGUGCCUUUCAGGUGGAAGAAUGUCCUCAAGUUUGAUUACGUUGAAGAUAUACAGAUAACGUGUAAAGAAGCAAUGAGCCUGUGGGGUUAUAAAAUGGCGCACAACACAUCUCAUAUGCUCAGCAAAGAUUUCUAUCCUAUCGAAUCAUACUCACUCGUGCAAUGAAACAUUCUGUGAUACAUAUUGGUCUCAAAAUAUUCACGCGAUGGAGUGUCCAUACAAAUAAUAACGCAUUUUUAUAUCUUCGCAUAGCACAAAUCGCAUGUUGGCGACAUAUUAAAUUUCAUAAUUUUUAAGUACAUUUGACAACAUUUUUUUACAAAAUAAUCUAUGACAUCGAAUUAUAUUCAUAAUUGUAACAUUAUACUCAACGAAACUAUAAUUAUGUUAUCGUAGCUAUAAUACAAAUUAGAUUUUAAUUUUAUUCUU